GCUAGGAACUUGGAAUUUGUGUAAUAGAAAAAACAUCCCAAUAAUCAGGAAACAGUGGAUCCAAUCACGGAUCAGACGGAUGCAUGUGCCGUUUGAGAUUUACAUAAAAUCCAUCGGACAUGAAUUAUAAUCUUUGUUUAAUGACAUUAAACUUCUAAUCAUUCACAGAAAGUCCUUCAAUUCAACGCCGUCGGUGUUCAUUGUUCAGACAAAUCUCUCCAUUGAGACGAGGUGGAGGAGAGAGCUGUUGGAUAGAGGGGAAUAAGCCAUUUCCCUCAUGACCAUAUCCCCAAAUCUUGACAAGAGGAGACGGAGGAGUUUUUUUGUCAGAUCUUUCUGUAUACGAGUGUUCCUCAGGUGAGAGUGUGAAAAUUUUGUAGAGAGAAGGGAGAAAAAACAUGGGACAAGACAGUAUAUCGGCGCAGAAGAGAAUUGGGAGUACAGGCAAUAGUUUGCCCACCACUGCAGCCACCACCAACGACAGGGGAGGCCGUACGCUGCCCGGAAUUCCUCGUGGCCGUCAGAUCCAGAAGACUUUCAACAAUAUCAAGAUCACAAUACUCUGUGGCUUUGUCACCAUCCUUGUUCUUCGUGGCACCAUCGGCAUCGGCAACCUUGGCAGCUCCGAGGCCGACGUUGUAAACCAAAACAUUAUCGAAGAAACCAACCGGAUACUUGCAGAGAUUCGAUCUGACAGCGACCCCAACGACCCGGAUGAUCCUGCCGAGACCGAAAUCAACCCUAAUGCCACUUACACGCUUGGACCCAAGAUUGCGAACUGGAAUCAGAAGCGAAAGGUUUGGCUCGAUCAAAACCCACAAUUUCCAAAUUAUGUUAAUAAAAGAGCUAGGAUCUUGCUUGUUACUGGUUCUCCUCCAAAACCUUGCGAUAACCCAAUUGGGGAUCAUUAUUUGUUGAAGGCAAUCAAGAAUAAGAUUGAUUAUUGCAGGCUUCAUGGGAUUGAAAUAGUAUACAAUUUGGCUCAUUUAGAUAAGGAACUUGCUGGGUAUUGGGCCAAGUUGCCACUGUUUCGGCGAUUGAUGUUGUCUCACCCUGAGGUUGAGUGGAUUUGGUGGAUGGAUAGCGAUGCUUUAUUUACUGAUAUGCUGUUUGAGAUUCCUCUGGAAAAAUAUGAUAACUAUAAUUUGGUUGUUCAUGGAUAUCCUGAUUUGAUGUUCAACCAGAAAUCCUGGAUUGCACUCAACACAGGAAGCUUUUUGUUUCGGAAUUGUCAAUGGUCUUUGGAUUUGCUGGAUGCUUGGGCUCCAAUGGGACCAAAGGGUCCGAUUCGAGACGAGGCUGGCAAGAUUUUAACUGCAUACUUGAAGGGCAGGCCAGCAUUUGAGGCUGAUGAUCAGUCAGCUUUGAUAUACCUAUUGCUUUCUCAGAAAGAUCAAUGGAUGGAUAAGGUGUUUCUUGAGAAUUCAUACUAUUUGCAUGGUUAUUGGGCUGGAUUAGUCGAUAGGUACGAGGAAAUGAUCGAGAAGUAUCACCCUGGUCUAGGCGACGAAAGGUGGCCAUUCGUGACGCAUUUUGUCGGUUGCAAGCCUUGUGGUAGCUAUGGAGAUUAUCCAGUUGAAAGGUGCUUGAGUAGCAUGGAGAGGGCUUUUAACUUCGCUGACAAUCAGGUGCUCAACCUGUAUGGAUUUCGCCAUAGGGGCCUUUUGAGCCCCAAGAUCAAGCGAAUCAGGAACGAGACAGCCACUCCAUUGGAGUCGGUUGAUCAAAACGAUAUCCGAAGGCAUGUUCUUCAUCGAAGCCAUGCACCUCCGACCAAGUGAGCUAAUCACUUGUGUGAUUUAUCUGUAGGUGAUGGUGUUAUACGUCAAUUCAUCCAUAGCAGAUAUGAAAGGCUGGUAAUUGUUCAUACCCAAGUUUGUCUUUUGCUUAUUUUUUGUCGUCAUUUUGAUUGAUACUGCGUUUGAGAAGGAUAGAGUGGGAUUCAUUCAUUAACUUAAAAAGAUAGUUAUUCAGCAAUGAGUAUAGCUACUUUGUUUCUAUCUCUUUA
Cucurbita moschata (crookneck pumpkin) is the source of this 2008-nucleotide messenger RNA. Its product is annotated as probable xyloglucan 6-xylosyltransferase 5. The coding region runs from base 399 to 1781 and encodes 460 amino acids. The record is from RefSeq and is a predicted model, not a curated record. Gene Ontology annotation, molecular function: hexosyltransferase activity. The transcript has 2 exons. Gene Ontology annotation, cellular component: endosome; membrane; trans-Golgi network. Gene Ontology annotation, biological process: xyloglucan biosynthetic process. NCBI's taxonomy places the organism in Eukaryota, Viridiplantae, Streptophyta, Magnoliopsida, Cucurbitales, Cucurbitaceae.